AUGGCCGAGCUCCCGUCGAAGGUGCACCUCACCUUGCACCCCAUGUGCCUGAGGAUCCGUGUGCCCUCGGUGUACACGGACGAUAAGCAUCGCAGGUGGCUGCAUUUUGUCCUGGAGACAGGAGGUGGCCUGCAAGUACGGUUGCGCCAGGAAGACAUCCCGAGUGGGCAAAUCCCCCGCACCACCAGCCUGCAGACCUCGAGCACCAUGCCUUCGAGGUGGAUGCUCCAGCUUGGCAACCAGUACCUGGACACCAUGGGCCGGUUCUGGCGCAUCGUACACCACAUCAAGGAGGAUGGAGUGGAGGAAAUGAUACUGGAGCUGAUAAACAACUCCUAG
Myotis lucifugus (little brown bat) is the source of this 339-nucleotide messenger RNA. RefSeq names its product T-cell leukemia/lymphoma protein 1A-like. The transcript has a single exon. Gene Ontology annotation, molecular function: protein serine/threonine kinase activator activity. The record is from RefSeq and is a predicted model, not a curated record. The coding region runs from base 1 to 339 and encodes 112 amino acids. NCBI's taxonomy places the organism in Eukaryota, Metazoa, Chordata, Mammalia, Chiroptera, Vespertilionidae. Gene Ontology annotation, biological process: positive regulation of peptidyl-serine phosphorylation.